CUGCAGCUCUUCCUGGCGAAGAAAGACGAGGGCCGCGGCGCGUGGCUGCCAGACGACGACCAAGCUGCGCUGGAUCUGGAGGACGGAAAGAUUCAUGAGGACAUUCAAGCGUUGAUCGAUGAGGACGUGUUGACAGCUAACAAUAUGACCAAACGGAAAGGGCGCGCUCCAAAGUCGAGACAAAUCCACGUGCUGGUGGUGGUUCCGGAGCAAGAACACGCACAAACUGGAUUGUGGCUUGUCACUGGAUCCGUUGAAAACGCGUUGAUCACGAAAGGAAUUCGCUGCAAACUGUACUGGAUGGCGACGUUACGCAUUGGAUACUACGAUCCUACGCGCUGCAUCGGCAACAAGAAUGUCGCGUUUUGGUAUGAAGACAAGAAAUUGUGUUUUCAUGUUUUAUUCGAGACAAUAAAUGCUGCUUUGCUGUUCGAAACUGACUUAAGGACUGGGCCACAAACGCUGGGCUCUCCGUUAACUAACCAGGUUGUUGAGACGCGUGUUGCACCAGCUAACGCUGUGUCUACUGAUCUCCAGCGCGUCUUCUACUGCGACUACGUUCCAGACGAUUCGGAAUCUCCUCAAAACACAGUUUCAUCGAUAUCGUUGACUACAAGCGUUUCGAAUCUGGACUCAUCGACUGACGAGUUUCGUUUUCAGCGGAUUGAGCACGAGAAGUUCUUCCUACCGUACGGCAAGGCAGAAAGCUGCCAUUUGGUGUCGAGAAAGCAAAGCAGAGACCACAAACGGGAAUUCGCCAAGUACGAUCGCGACUCAAACAACAGGCUUGCGUUUUCUCGCGAUAUGCAUGGUUGGUUCGACGGUAUGAGCAUUGAGGUUCCCAUCGUCAACAUGCUGCCCGGAUCUGUUGAAGAGAAUCAAUCCAUUGGCAACAGACGCAAGGUCGAGGUCUUCGUGAAGGUUCUGGAUGCUCAGUGCACAGAUGGCGUUUUCAGUCGUUUGAAAGAAGGAUCAACCACGACGAACGAUCCGCUCAUGAUGAAGACGUUUGUUCACGUGGAGGAUCCAGAAACAUUUUGUUUGUGCAUGAGGUGGAAGCACGACGAUACUGCGGAGCGUUGGAGAAGCUAUUGGGAUAUGACUCCUGCGGUCGAUUGAAUGGAAUAAUGUGGCUCCCGAGUUAAAUACUUCGAAGUAGUAUUUGAUUUCUUGACAUACUUUGAUCCUGAUAAAUAUAAAGUUAGUAAUAUACAAAGAUGGCGUA
Messenger RNA from Phytophthora sojae, 1225 nucleotides. RefSeq lists its product as hypothetical. NCBI's taxonomy places the organism in Eukaryota, Oomycota, Peronosporomycetes, Peronosporales, Peronosporaceae. The annotation marks the transcript as partial. The record is from RefSeq and is a predicted model, not a curated record. The transcript is spliced from 5 exons.